Postia placenta MAD-698-R-SB12 is the source of this 2815-nucleotide messenger RNA. RefSeq lists its product as hypothetical. The coding region runs from base 1 to 2556 and encodes 851 amino acids. Lineage: Eukaryota; Fungi; Basidiomycota; Agaricomycetes; Polyporales; Adustoporiaceae. The record is from RefSeq and is a predicted model, not a curated record. The transcript is spliced from 3 exons.
AUGGCAACGACUGCCUCCGCCAGAGCGACGCCAGCCUCGCGACGAUCACCACCCGUUGGACCACCAACCGCGUCAACGCCUUCUCCGUCAAUUGCUAGAGGCGCAACCGCCCGUUCAGCGGUAUCUCCACGCGUCUCGUCAUCCUUGAACGGACCAGCAGGCCGUCGGGGCUCAAUCAAGAGUGCGGUAGCACCGACGCCAGUGACACAUGGAGAACCGCGCGAGACACGCGAAUCGCUUUCCGCUUCCCUCAAGGAGGAGACGGAGAAGAAAGAGCAGUUGCUGGUUCAACUGCAAGACAAGGAGCAGACAAUCGCUGGCCUCACCACAGAUAAUUCCAGUCUGUCCUCGGCAUUGAAUGCUGCGGAGACACGACUCGCGGAACUAUAUGCAGAUCAAUCUCGCAUGGAGGAAGAGAUGGCAGCUCGUUUCGAGGUGAUCGACAAGCUGCGAACUCAAGUGCGUGACCUCGAGAAAGAGAAACGCGAGAUGCAUCGACGAUAUAAUGAGCAACGGUUACUCACACAGCAGAAGACGGCGACAUUCGAAGCUGAACGGCAGGCCUUUUAUGACAAUGAACAACAUCUGAAAUCACGCAUACAAACACUAACACAAGCGCGCAAGCAGCCUUCAAUACCUCUCACGUCACCUUCCGUAGUAUCGGUCGCUAUGUCUGAGUCAGUGACUGAAGUAGAAGAAGAGCUUUCACAACCACCUCAGGAAGCACCCAAACAGGACGUUGGCGAUCCCGAGCAAGAGCCUGCCGAGAUGACCGCGCUCAAGCUCGAACUCUCCACAUUGUCCACCUCGUAUACAUCUCUCCACUCGACGCUGGCUCUAUUACAGACACAGCUUGUUGACCUCAAGCGCGUCAACAACGAGUUGCAAGAAGAAAAUGAGUCUUAUAAUAUUCUUCUUAGAGAGAAGACCUUGAACGGUCAGUUCGAUAUCCUGCGCAUGGGCGCAGGUGCUGGAACGAGCGAGACAAGUGUCAGCGAAUCAGGCGACGAUGGCGACGCGGAGGUUGAGAGCAGGGACUCCGAGAGCUUACGAAGCCGCAACACCGGGAGGAGCAUGCUUGAUCCAGUCGACGAACUCGCUGAGGAGCAUGAGCACGAGCUCGACCCUGCCUUUGAGUUGGACGGCGACCAAGAACAAGAUUCGCGCGAGGCCGAGGAUGUCUCUAGGAAUCCUCGCCGUCAUGCGCGGAAACAUUCGUCCCACUCCUCGCGAUCGCCGGCCCCCCGUGGAGAGUCGCUCGCCAACCUACCUAUCACCGGACCUGGUCUUGAUCUUGCUGCCGAGCUCGGGCGCGCUGAGAACAAGGAUAUCCUCGUGGGGGGUACGUCUCUCGAGAACGAGCGCGCUGCGCACAAGAACCGGAAGGGUAGGAAAACUUCUGGUUCGGAGACAGCCCGUAAAGUGUCCUCUGCGUCAGAACCUGUGAUGGACUCCAGUGCACCUGUCACCGACAUUGACGCAUUAAGGAACGAAGUCAAAAGCCUCAAGGAUGCCAACAAGGCCCUCUCAUUGUAUGCGUCUAAAAUCAUUGACCGCAUCAUUUCCCAAGAGGGUUUCGAGCACGUCCUCGCUGUCGACUACGACAAAAUGUCUCCACCCCCUACUGCAACGAACUUCACGACCUUCAGUAACAUUCCGAAAUCUCCCAGCCCUCCCGCGCAACAGCCACAGAAGAAGGGCCGUCCACAAUCAGCUAUAUUCCCAUUCUCAUCGUCAUCGGCGAUGGCCAAUGGCCCAGCGUCGCCAAACCCCGAGCGUCUUACGACGUUCGGUUCCCCAACCCCUCCGAGCGCACAGCGCAAUUCGUCUGCUGGCGCUCUUCCGCCUCCUAUGUCAUCUCGUGCGUCUCGCCGCUCUUUGUCCUUUGACUGGAAGAGCUUUUCGAUGUUCGGCGGAGGCGACAAAAAACCUGAGCCCAGUCCCAACUUGCGGCCUUUGACGCUUCGUGUUGGCUCCAACCCAGUUGUCACCGGCGCGCGUAAGUUAGAGACGCAAGAGGACGAGGAAGACAGAAAGGAGCGAGAGCGGUUGAACGCAACAAUGAAGCUGAUGGGUAUCGAGAAGCCUGUCGUGCCAGUGGUGCAGAAGAGCUACUCCUCCUCUUCAAAUCCCGCCUCAAUGGGCCUUGGCGUGCUCGACACUAAUGUCAUCAAGCAGCCCAAUGCGACCAUGGGGGCUGCGAAUUCCCCCGCACCGCCGACGCCAUCCCGAUUCUCGUUCUUCCGUCGUAAUUCCUCAAUGACCGUAUCUGACACAUCGUCGAUGCGCUCUUCCGCACAGGGUAGCCCUCAUCCUGGAGCCAGCACCCCAAACCUCACUGAGGAAGCGCUAGAGCAAGCCGAAGCUGAGAACACGCUGGCAGCACUGGACGCACAUGAACGCCAGCUGAGCGCUGAGAUCGCCAAAGGCGCUGGAGGCGGUUACACAGAAAUCGUCCGCAGAACGGGCGACAGACGCAGCAGCCGCAAGAGCGGCGAGAGCGCUAGUACGGUAUGGAGUGCUGGUAUGAGUAAGGGCGAGGAUGGCGAUGACUGACGUCGUCAGGUUCGGGGCUCACACUGAAAAGCAUCGUCCUCAUGAAUUAUCUUGGGGAUCGUAAGGAUUCAUAUGGUUUCAUGCGCGUGCAUCUAUGAUGGUUAGACUGGUUUUUGCCGUUGCCAACGGUUACACAUAUGACGCUUUCGCAUUUUCAUGAUUUACUAUGCUCGUUUAUCGAUUCCUUUGUUAUACCAGUUAUUACACAUACCUCCCCAUGUACUUAUUGUUUCUCUUGGAUGUAAUCUGCACUAAGUGC